AUGGGAAAGAAACUUGAUGCACUGCUGGGAAGAAGCUUUAAGACCACAAGGUUCAAAGCUCUUGUGAACUUGGCCAUAUCUCGGCUCGCUGUUCUUGCAAACCAACGCCAGGUCAGGUCCUCCCAGGCUCGUUCUGAUGUAGUUCAGUUGCUGCAGCUUGGCCACCAUGAGAGAGCCCUCUUUCGUGUGGAGCAAGUUAUUAAGGACCAGAAACUGUUGGAUGCGUAUGCUAUAAUAGAGAGUUAUUGUGAGGUUGUAUUGGAAAGAAUCAAGCAACUUGAACACCAGAGAGAAUGCCCAGAGGAACUCAAGGAAGCAAUUUCAGGUUUGAUUUUUGCAUCUUCAAGAUGUGGGGAUUUCCCAGAGCUUAUAGAGAUUCGUUCAGUUAUUACCAAUCGUUUCGGGAAAGAGUUUACGGCUCGUGCUAUUGAGUUACGUAACAAUUGUGCUGUUGGUCCGAUGAUAGUACAGAAGCUGUCAGCUAGGCCAGCAAGCUUGGAGAUCAAAUUGAAGUUACUUAAACAAAUUGCUUCGGAACAUGGCAUUACUUUGAAAGAUUUGGAGGAUUAUGAAGUUUCAAGUGAGGAGAAAGUGGUGGUUAUGGCAGAAGAGAAGAAGGAAGAACCACAGCAGGAAACCAAAGUGGAAGGUGUUUUUCAGAUUUUACCUGAAGAGAUAGAGAAGGACAAUCGGUAUGCUGAUUCGAUGAGAGGAAGAAAGAAGUACAAAGAUGUGGCGGAUGCUGCUCAGGCAGCAUUCGAGUCGGCUGCUUAUGCAGCAGCUGCAGCAAGAGCUGCUGUUGAACUCUCUCAAUCUAAAUCACUUGAUCAUGAUGACCUGAGUAAUCUGAGUCCAAAACCAAGAAAAUCCACUGAAACUCUUGAAUCCAAGAACACUGAGAAAGAAAUGAACAAGGAAGAAAGUGGAAGUACGUCUAUAGAAGAGGAGAGUGAAAAUGGAACAGAAUUGAAGCAGCCAGUCUCUUCUUCUAGUUCGGAAGCCGGGGAUGCUAGUUUAAAGGAAAAUGAGAUUCCAAUUGAAGCAAUAAAUAUUAUCGAACUGCUGGAGAAGGAUUUGGCUUUUGACGAGAGUGAUGUUGAUGCUGCGAAAGGAGAAAGCAGCAGUUCAGCUACUGAGGAGAGGAAUUUGAGCUUCGAGUCUCAUGAGAAGAUGGAAUCAGAGUCUGCAGAGAUCACAACAAACAAUGAGGAAUCUGAUAACGAUGAUACUGCACAAAAUAUAAGCAUAGGUAAUGAGGCUGUUAUAAGGACAAUAGAUGUCCGUGGGCACCGAGGAGCUUGAACAUAUUGUACCUUGAUUGACGUCUGUUUAAAGAUAAUAAAUUUUGUAAGUAGAAUUCGUUUAUUUUAAGAACCUUAAGGCUUGAUAUAGUGUGCAAAUGUUUAAAUUGGUUUUCCUGAUGACUGAAUAUCGAUUUUUUGUUUGUUGAAAUGGUAUUGAAAUAGUUGGAUUUUA
Cucumis melo (muskmelon) is the source of this 1476-nucleotide messenger RNA. RefSeq lists its product as uncharacterized. Bases 1 to 1302 code for a protein of 433 amino acids. The record is from RefSeq and is a predicted model, not a curated record. The transcript is spliced from 5 exons. Lineage: Eukaryota; Viridiplantae; Streptophyta; Magnoliopsida; Cucurbitales; Cucurbitaceae. Gene Ontology annotation, biological process: protein transport.